Messenger RNA from Orbicella faveolata, 2802 nucleotides. RefSeq names its product neuromedin-U receptor 2-like. Gene Ontology annotation, biological process: G protein-coupled receptor signaling pathway. Gene Ontology annotation, molecular function: G protein-coupled receptor activity. Gene Ontology annotation, cellular component: plasma membrane. Lineage: Eukaryota; Metazoa; Cnidaria; Anthozoa; Scleractinia; Merulinidae. The record is from RefSeq and is a predicted model, not a curated record.
AUUGCUGUGUUUGCGCUUGCGCUUUUGCUCCCUAUCCGAGAGAAAUUGACCAAUAAAACAAUUUUAUUAAUAUUAUUUCUGUCCUUUUCGCUCGCACAGGGAAGCAUACACAAUAGUUUAGUUAAUCAGCCAAUUGUAAGCCGUGGGACGCAAAGAACUAAGCAAACAUGUCACCGUUUUUGUCAGUUGUAAUAGAUUAAGAUUGAAACUAGAGAAAAAAAAAUUGUACCUUACGGUUGUUUCUGUCUGCCGUGCGUUUAAGCCUACCGAUUCUUGAUUAGCUGUAUUGCUAUUUCUGUGUUUUUCUUCCCUUCAUAUAUAUCCACACUCGAUGCUUACCAAAGGGACCCUCCAAGAGUUUUUUUUUUAAAUUAGCGUGUUCAGUACUAUACCUUGAGCCAGGCUGUUCAAAACUCGAUUGGGCUAACCCUGGAUUAGCGGGAAGUUUGAUUUUAGCUUUUUAAUUUUUCGGUAAAGUUUUCUGUUUUAUUGUUUGUCCUUCAGUUUUGAAUUUCAAUAAAACUGCACGAAACAUAUAAGAACAUGAGCAGUGAAAAACAUUCAGAAGGUUUCAAGUUAUUUUGUUUUUGGAGUACAUAUAUCUUCCUUUUAUAGCCAUUUUGUAUUGUUGACAGCUACCAGACUCUUUUGUUUCUUGAACAAUGGUUUGAAAGUAUUAACAGCUCCCUGCCUCGACGGUCAAAAUCUUUGUUAUAGACGCGAGUCACUGGAUCCGCUCUACCGGGAGUGGGAUAAGCCAGUUUUAUCGAGCGUCACAUGCAAAACAUCGCUGCUUGGAAAAUUUAGAAUUUAUACAUUUUUACAGCAAAAGGUUCUGAUUGUUGUUGGUGUUGAGCCGCUUCUCAAUGUCGUCUUUGUUGAAGUUCUCACCUCGAUCACUGUAAAAUUAUCAAUGUCGAAUAAAGGAUUUUUAAAUGCCUGUUGAAUUGAACAAGGACCGUCAAUAUUCCAACUCCUCAGGUCUAUUUUCCCCUGAAAUUGCGAAUAUUAAACUUCUGGAAAUACAUUCUGUUAUUUUCGUGAGGUUAGGCUCGGUAAGUACCCUCAAAAAUAAAAAGGUAAGUAAAUAACAGAAUGCGAUUGUAUAGCCUCAAGGAAAUUGAAUUAAAUUUUAAAUGCUUGUUAGGGGAGUCCAUUCGGAUGUUGUCAUUGCAGUGUGAUGUAUAUUGUAUUCACGUGGAACUGUGGAAUAUUUCUGGAUCUGACAAAUUUCAUUCCGACUCAUGCUUCAAAAAAUAGGAUCUUGGACGGGUUUAGUAAAUAUACACGCCGGAGAUGUAGCCAGAUGUAAGCUGUGUCAAGAAUACCACUGACAGUUUCAACUGAACGUUAAUGUUCGUUGACAUAAUAUAACUAGUCAUGUUUAUGUAAAGUUAUCAGUGGUAGGAAAGUAUCCAAGACAAAAGCUAAGACAAACACACAAGCAAGAGUAACGAAGUAUUUUUUCUACCUCUUGGACGAUUUGUUGAACUGCAAUUUAUACCACAGUACAUUCCUAGUUAUUCAAGGCCAAUUUGAUCCCUUAUGAGUGCAUCUCAGUACUGAGACCAUGACUCAAGACUUGCCAAGUUUUGAAAACGCUAGCCAGCCCGAAGGAAAUUCAAGCACGGAAAGCUACCAGCUGUUGGUUUGUGUUUCAGCACCGUUAGCCAUCUUUGGCUUUGUUUUCUAUGCUGUUAUUUUCUGUUUGGGAGUCUUUGGAAAUGUUUUCGUUAUUUGCACAGUUUUCAGAGAAACCAAACUUCACACGCCUUUCAACUAUUUAGUGAUUAACCUCGCCGUUUCUGACUUGUGCGUUUUUUUCGUUUCGAUUCCCAUUGUGGUGUUUAGCGAGUGUUUUUCAUGGCCGCUAGGCGAGUUAGCUUGUCGUUUUUCUCGUCCGCUAUUUCUUGUUUUUACUGGUGUGUCUGUUUGUACCAUGAUAACACUAAGCUAUGAAAGAUACAGAGCUGUGGUGAGACCAUUAGCACCGAAACUAACGCGUAAAAUUGCAGUGCAGAUCAUUGGGCUGAUAUGGAUUUUAUCUUACCCAAUUUUUGGUCUCCCGAGAUUCUUCAUGUUUGGAUUAACAACCGAAAAAGGAAUUCUACAAUGUGACCCAGUUGGAAAAAAUUUUGUUCAUCACAUGGCGGCGAACACCUGGCGUAUCAUCUGCGUUUUAAUCGUGCCCAGUGUUGUUGUGUCCUGGGCGUAUGUUCGCGUAAUGCGCCAACUCAAACAGGAUCUUGCUGUCAUUGGAGACACUUUCGCUUCACAAGACAUGACUAGGUCCCGUGCUCAGAGAAACGUGAAAACAAUGCGCCUUCUUAUCACAAUUAUUCUUGUCUUUGUCGCUUGCUUCUUGCCGUUCAACAUGGUUACAUCCCUUAACGCUCUUUCUUCCUAUGAACAAUGGCAAUACAAUGAAACGGUCGAGAGUAUGUCCCGGAUGUCACAAGUGGCUCACAGCUGCUUCAAUCCCAUCAUCCUCUGCCUGUUGAGCGCCGAUUUUCGCAAAGCUUGGAAGAAAUUGUGCGCAUUUGGUGUGAAAGGAGUAAAAGGAAGGAGUAAAGUUUACGUUUUGCCAGAAAUCCAACAAACCGACAGCUCUAUCCCGCUAGUUCUGUUGAUACAAGUUUGUAAGAUAAGUGUUUGACAUUAUUGAGAAAAAAGGAAGGUUUUCAAAUUAGCGUCGUGAAGCUAAUCAAUCUGGCCAAACACAAAUUACACAGAUGAUCUGCUGAAUCAAUCAAACUUCAAAACAAGUUCAUGAUUUCCCCCAAGAGUGUGGCAAAAGUGGAG